AUGCAUACGUGCUUGGACAAUCAAGGUCGAGUAAUCCUGAUGAUGGAUUGGUUUCGUUUGACGCUUGAUUUGCAGUACUAUUAUUUAGGCUCAACAGUUGGGUUGCGGCUAUCGCAACUAAAUCAUGGUUGUUCCCCCUUCCCCGCCGGCCUGUUUGAACUCAACUCACACAACUGCCAUACCACCCAAAGGAAACCUUGGGGCUGCGAUACUGCCAGGUUGCUCAAGCCUAGACAGAGGAAGUUGAGAUGCAGAAAUCAGGUUCGAACCACGGCUCUUUCGAUCAGUAAAUUCGGGCUCCAACCACUGAGCCAUUAA
This is a messenger RNA of Opisthorchis viverrini, 318 nucleotides long. RefSeq lists its product as hypothetical. The coding region runs from base 1 to 318 and encodes 105 amino acids. NCBI's taxonomy places the organism in Eukaryota, Metazoa, Platyhelminthes, Trematoda, Opisthorchiida, Opisthorchiidae. The record is from RefSeq and is a predicted model, not a curated record. The transcript is spliced from 2 exons.